This is a messenger RNA of Gadus morhua (Atlantic cod), 590 nucleotides long. It is a transcript of the gene dynlt1b, whose product is annotated as dynein light chain Tctex-type 1b. Gene Ontology annotation, cellular component: cytoplasm; cytoplasmic dynein complex. Lineage: Eukaryota; Metazoa; Chordata; Actinopteri; Gadiformes; Gadidae. Gene Ontology annotation, molecular function: dynein intermediate chain binding. Bases 69 to 509 code for a protein of 146 amino acids. Gene Ontology annotation, biological process: microtubule-based movement. The transcript has 5 exons. The record is from RefSeq and is a predicted model, not a curated record.
UUUGGACGGAGCCGAAGGCUCCAACAGAGCGCACGGAUGCAUUGCUCGCCCUUCCCCAUUCAAAGUCAAUGGGGAUCAGUCAACGGACGGAGGCAGUGGGCACGAGAAGGAGGCUACCGCGCAGGCGCAGUGGUGAUCUCUGCCCUGCGGCGCAGAGAGGUCAGGCGAUGGAAGAGGACCAAGCAGCGGAGGAGACCGCCUUCGUCGUCGAAGAGGUGAGCACCAUAAUUAAAGAGUCUGUAGAGGGGGUGAUUGGGGCGAAUGGCUACCAGCACAGCAGGGUGCACCAGUGGACCAAUAAUGUGGUGGAGCAGUGUCUGAGUCAGCUGGGCAAGCUGAACAAACCCUUCAAGUACAUCGUGACCUGUAUCAUCAUGCAGAAGAACGGAGCAGGUCUGCAGACAGCCAGUACCUGCUUCUGGGACAACACCACUGAUGGAAGCUGCACAGUGAGAUGGGAGAACAAGACCAUGUACUGCAUCAUGAGCGUGUUCGGCCUGGCCAUCUGAAUUCACUUCUGAACGUUGACUUUUUUUUAAAUGACAUGUAUUCUCAGGUUUAAUAGGGAUAAACUUCACUGACAUAUCAUA